AUGGCCGUUCCACAGACCCAGCGCGCCCUUCUCCUCACCAGGAUUGGCCAGCCAUUGACUCUAGUGACUGAUCGACCAGUGCCUCAGCCAGGUCCAAACCAAGUCCAGGUCAAAGUCAGCAUCGCCGGGCCGAAUCCACAUGACCAACUCUCCCGGGACAUUGGACUCUUUGUAGAGGAGUUCCUUCCAGUUGCGAUCACGAACGACGUUGUCGGCACCGUCACCGCUCUAGGAUCGAAUGUGGCCAGCUUUGCAGUCGGUGACGUGGUCUUCGGACAGGCGAAUUUCGAGAAGGGGAGCCCCCAGAACGGCACGCAGGAAUACUGCGUCCUCGACAGCGAUUUCACAGCCAAGGUCCCUCAUGGCGUCUCUCCAGACGAGGCUGCCACCUUGCCCACGAACUCGGCCACCAGCGUAAUCUCGCUCUUCGAUGAAGCCAGCCUCGGACUGCCCGCUCCUUGGGCACCCGACGCCACGAACUUGGAUCUCAAAACCAAAUCGAUCCUCAUCGUCGGAGGCGGCACCUCGUGUGGCAAAUUCGGCGUGCAACUCGCCUCGCUCGCCGGGCUCGGCACGAUCGUGGUCGUUGGCGGACCCGAGAACGAACUCAAGUCGUACGGCGCGACGCACGUCCUCGACCGCCACUUACCCUACGAAGAGCUUCUAGGCAAGAUCCGAGAGGUCGUCAGCGACGACCUCCUCUACGCCUACGACACAGCGAACCCACCAGAGGGUCAGAUCCUCGCGAUCAACGCCCUGAGUUCCACCAAGCGAGGCCGCUUCGCUCGGUUGUUGCCCAUCGGACCCGUCGACGAGUCUAAGCUCGAGCCCAAGAAGGCAGGCUUCGAGCUGUGUGAUAUCCACGGCAGCUGCCAUGCGCAUCCUGUGCUAAGUAAGACGUACUGGGAAAGGUUGCCUGGUUUCUUGUGCGAGGGGAAGAUCAAGCCUGGGAAGUAUGAGGUCGCGCAUGGGUUGGACGUCGAUGCGUUUAAUGCUCUGCUCGAUCGGUAUAGGGAUUACUUGCCUGUGGUGAAGACCCAUUUCCACAUCUAA
Exophiala aquamarina CBS 119918 is the source of this 1053-nucleotide messenger RNA. RefSeq lists its product as uncharacterized. The coding region runs from base 1 to 1053 and encodes 350 amino acids. The record is from RefSeq and is a predicted model, not a curated record. The transcript has a single exon. Lineage: Eukaryota; Fungi; Ascomycota; Eurotiomycetes; Chaetothyriales; Herpotrichiellaceae. Gene Ontology annotation, molecular function: oxidoreductase activity, acting on NAD(P)H.